AUGCAAGUCUUUAGGCAAGGCCCGGUCGGCAGCGGCGGGGGAGACGGAAUUGAACCGGCGACGGAGGAAGAAGGGACAGGUGGUGCCGGAAGGGUGUUUCACGGUAUACAUGUGGGAGAGAAGCAGUGGUUUGUGGUGAAAACAAAGUACGCGAACCACCCCUGUUCCGGGUCCUACUGGAGGAGGCGGAGUCGGAGUUCGGGUAGAGCCCGGAUGCCCGCUGGUGCUGUUGUGCGAUGUAGCGUGCUUCUAGAAGGUGCUGGUGGCGAUGGCCUCGGAGGAGGCAGGGGAAGAAGAGCUGUCUCGGAGGUCCACCGAAUUUCGUACCUCGGAUUGGGUCACGAGAGCGGGGAGACGCGGACCGGUCCGGCGAUCAGGGGAGCGCUGCGACGGUGA
Linum trigynum is the source of this 396-nucleotide messenger RNA. Lineage: Eukaryota; Viridiplantae; Streptophyta; Magnoliopsida; Malpighiales; Linaceae. The record is from the annotation of a GenBank genome assembly.